Messenger RNA from Chara braunii, 1345 nucleotides. NCBI's taxonomy places the organism in Eukaryota, Viridiplantae, Streptophyta, Charophyceae, Charales, Characeae. The record is from the annotation of a GenBank genome assembly.
GCGCAAAGGUGUCGUGUACCAUUCCUCUUCUGCACCCCUCGAUCCGGUGUCAAGUUGCAAUGGCCAAGUCUUUUCAGGCCACUUGCGCUUACGAGCGGACCGACGAGAUAGACCUAUGUUUUCUACGAGUUGUCGCGACGACCGAAUCUUCACCUACGGACUUGUCUUCGGACCCCCGAGUGGUGCGGGUGCUCGACGAGUUCACCGACAUCUUCCAGUCUCCUACCGGUGUGGUGCCGGAUCGGCCGAUCUCCAACGAGAUCAUUCUUGAGGCCGGUGCCGUGCCACUGAAAGGAUGCAUCUAUCGCAUGAGCGAGGAAGAGCUCGCGGUUCUCCGCACGCAACUCAAUGAUCUGUUUGACAAGGGCUGGAUCCGCGCUAGUAGCUCACCAUACGGUGCGCCAGUUCUCUUCGUACGAAAGAAGAACAAGGAUCUUCGCUUGUGCAUCGACUACCGCAAGCUCAACGCACAAACCGUCGAGAAUGUGGGACCUCUUUCUCGGAUUGACGACCUUCUCGAGCGUUUGGGCGGCACACAAUUCUUGUUGAAGUUGGACUUAAAGUCGGGCUAUCACCAAAUCUCGAUCCGCCCGCAAGAUCGCUACAAAUCCGCAUUCAAGACACGAUACGGGCAUUUUGAGUGGAUCGUUAUGGCUUUUGGCCUCACCAAUGCCUCGACGACCUUUCAAGCGACAAUGACCAACGAGUACCUUGCGAUGUUGGACCGGUUCGUACUAGUCUACUUAGACGACAUUCUCGUCUAUAGCUGGACAUUGGAGGAUCAUCUUGAGCACCUUCGACGAGUGUUGGAGACGCUCCGCCGCGCCAAGUACAAAGCCAACCGCGACAAGUGCGAAUUUGUCUGGCAAGAGCUGGAAUACUUGGGCCAUUUUGUCACACCGGAGUGCAUCACUCCGUUGUCAGACAAGAUUCAAGCCAUCCAAGAGUGGUCGGAGCUGAAGAACGUCACAAAUGUUCAUUCCUUCCUUGGCUUAGCCGACUACUAUCAACGCUUCAUCAAGGGAUACUUCGAGAUCGUGGCCCCUUUAUCCAAGCUUCAAUGUGAGGACCGACCAUUCAACUUCGACGACAAUGCGGGAACUUUCUUUUUGGCUCUCAAAGCUACAUUGCUAUCCACGGAGGUGUUGCGCACCUACGACCCGCUCCUGCCGACACGUGUCACUACUGAUGCGUCCGCUAUGGCAUUGGUGCCGUCCUCGAGCAACAUGAUGGCGUGGAAUGGCACCCGAUCGAGUACUUUAGCAAGAAAGUGACCGCCGUGCACUCGAUGGACGAUGCACGAAAGAAGGAAUUAUUGGCCUUCGUACACGCGCUCAAGCGCAGG